Molecule: messenger RNA, 645 nt
Organism: Myodes glareolus (Bank vole)
Lineage: Eukaryota; Metazoa; Chordata; Mammalia; Rodentia; Cricetidae
Source: RefSeq, a predicted model, not a curated record
AUGCAGGGGCUGAAGAGCCCUCGCCCAGCUUUCGCGCUGAUCGUCGGGGAUGGGAAGUGUCGCCUGCGGCUGCUGACGCUUCAAACGAGAGCUACGUGGCGUCUCCGUGGUCACCGCAGCUCUUCUCUGUUGGAGACGCCCAGCCCAGCUGGCCUUCCCCUUGAUCCACCGCCAAGCGGCCGCAGCCCUACACUGCGCGCCUCCUCCAAAAUCACGGCCGACUCCCUACUUCCAGCUCCACUGGCCUUCGGGGGCCGCUGCUCCCGGAAGUGCCUUCCCGCGGGGAGGAGGAGCGGACGGCUGCUCCCGGAAGUGCCGGCCGGCAGGGUGGGCGUGGCGAGCCGCCGCACCCGGAAGUGGCGGCCCGCAGGCGGGGCUGCGGCUGCCACGUUGGAGCGGAGCGUGGAGGUGGCCCUGGGCCGCGGAGGAGGGGCGGCGGCGGCGGAUCCGGGGAGAGUCCGACGUUCUCCGGCUGACGCAGGACAGGUCGCGGAGGUCCGCCAGGUGUGUCUGCCGUUCGGUUCCUGCCCCUCGCCAGGUUCGGUGUCCGCUGCCGAGGCCCGAGGCCCGCUCUCCGCUGACGGCGCGCCCCUGUCUCGUUUCGGCCCCGCCAGGACAACGUCUGGAGUCGCCGCCGCCCGGUGA